This is a messenger RNA of Schizophyllum commune H4-8, 728 nucleotides long. RefSeq names its product histone H2A. Bases 80 to 508 code for a protein of 142 amino acids. The transcript is spliced from 4 exons. Lineage: Eukaryota; Fungi; Basidiomycota; Agaricomycetes; Agaricales; Schizophyllaceae. The record is from RefSeq and is a predicted model, not a curated record. Gene Ontology annotation, cellular component: nucleosome. Gene Ontology annotation, molecular function: DNA binding; structural constituent of chromatin; protein heterodimerization activity.
AACGUCCAUCUCGCCCCUUGCGCCCUCAACACAACCACUUUCUCGACUUUAUCCACCCACCCCCACAACACCCAUCACAAUGUCUGGCAAAGUCGGCGGAAAGGGCGGCAAGGCUGGUGGCAAGGCUGGCGCGGCCGAUUCUGGGAAGGCGCAGUCCCGCUCGUCCAAGGCUGGUCUCCAGUUCCCGGUCGGUCGUGUGCACCGUCUGUUGAAGAAGGGCAACUACGCCCAGCGUGUUGGCGCCGGCGCGCCUGUCUACCUCGCGGCCGUCCUCGAGUAUUUGGCUGCUGAGAUCUUGGAGUUGGCGGGCAACGCGGCGCGCGACAACAAGAAGCAGCGUAUCGUCCCCCGUCACUUGCAGCUCGCCAUCCGGAACGACGAAGAGCUGAACAAGCUCCUCGGCGACGUUGUCAUCUCGCAGGGUGGUGUCGUCCCCCACAUCCAGGCUGAGCUCCUCCCAUCAAAGAGCGGCAAGGGCAAGAAGGAGGACGCCAGCCAGGAGGUCUAAACACCUCCUGUCCCUUUUUCCUGGGUUUCUGUCGCAUUGCAUCUAUGUCUCGGAUUUGUACUAUACCUUGUAAUGUAUUCCCUCUAGCUUACGGGCAUCCUAGCAGUUAUUCAGCACCCUGCACCUCAUGUUAUGAUCUCCUUGUUCCAUGCCCGCCGAUGUAAGUCUUGUGCUUCAUUUCAAAAGCCCCUGCCAGCAGACCAUGGCGUCUUCGUUUUCG